Messenger RNA from Helobdella robusta, 348 nucleotides. RefSeq lists its product as hypothetical. Lineage: Eukaryota; Metazoa; Annelida; Clitellata; Rhynchobdellida; Glossiphoniidae. The record is from RefSeq and is a predicted model, not a curated record. The transcript has a single exon. Gene Ontology annotation, molecular function: protein dimerization activity. The coding region runs from base 1 to 348 and encodes 115 amino acids.
AUGAAUACUGAACUGUUGCAUUUAAAGUCUCAUUUGGGUACCUUAGACCAAAAUGCAGUUCCAUACACUCCAAUUGAUUUGUGUAAAUGGAUAAGAUUGAAUGACUUGCAGUGUGUAUAUCCAAAUGUAGACAUUGCACUUCGGAUGUACACUUGUACUCCUGCUACAAACUGUUCGGCCGAGCGAACAUUUUCUUGUUUAAAGCGCGUUGAAAACUAUUUGCGUUCGACAAUGUCCGAAGAAAGGUUAAAUUAUCUUGCAAUUCUAUGCAUCGAAAAAACAAUUUUACAAGAUUUAGACAUUAAUUUCGUUAUUGAUGAAUUUGCGCGCAGGAAGGCACGUCGUUAA